Messenger RNA from Pelmatolapia mariae (spotted tilapia), 1382 nucleotides. Its product is annotated as P2X purinoceptor 3-like. NCBI's taxonomy places the organism in Eukaryota, Metazoa, Chordata, Actinopteri, Cichliformes, Cichlidae. Gene Ontology annotation, molecular function: purinergic nucleotide receptor activity; extracellularly ATP-gated monoatomic cation channel activity; ATP binding. Gene Ontology annotation, biological process: response to ATP; calcium ion transmembrane transport. The coding region runs from base 1 to 1224 and encodes 407 amino acids. Gene Ontology annotation, cellular component: nuclear inner membrane; plasma membrane. The transcript is spliced from 13 exons. The record is from RefSeq and is a predicted model, not a curated record.
AUGACUGAAUGUAGUGUAAAGAUGUGGUCUUGCAUCACAGACUUCUUCACCUAUGAAACCACUAAGUCAGUGGUUGUGAAAAGUUGGACUAUUGGAAUCAUCAACCGUGUUGUCCAGCUCCUCAUCAUCACUUACUUCAUUGGAUGGGUGUUUCUCACUGAGAAGGCCUACCAGAUUAGAGACACGGCGAUUGAAUCCUCUGUGAUGACCAAGGUCAAAGGCUUUGGAAUCUACAAUAACAAGGUUAUGGAUGUAGCAGACUACGUCACUCCUACACAGGGAGCUUCGGUGUUCUGCAUCAUCACUAAACUGAUUACUACAGAGAACCAAGUCCAAGGAUACUGUCCUGAGAGUGAAAGAAAGUUUAAUUGUACAGACGACAGAAACUGCACAAAGUACAUCAAUAAGCCGGGAAGUUACGGAAUUGCUACAGGGAGGUGUGUUCCUUUUAAUGCCACGAUCAAGAUGUGUGAGAUUAGGGGUUGGUGUCCUGCUGAGAUCGACACCAUCAAGACCACACCAAUGAUGGAAAUAGAAAAUUUCACCAUCUUCAUCAAAAACAGCAUCCGCUUCCCGACCUUCAACUACACAAAAGGGAACUUCCUUCCUAACAUCACUCAAGAUUAUAUCCGUAAGUGUAACUUUGACAUGGUCAACAACACCUACUGCCCGAUCUUCAGAGUGGGAGAUGUCGUCCGCUACGCCCAGCAGAACUUCACUAAUCUGGCAGACAAGGGAGGAGUGAUUGGAAUAAAGAUCGGCUGGAUGUGCGAUCUGGACAAGUCGGAUGACCACUGUAACCCCUCGUACUCAUUCACCCGACUGGAUGCUAUGUCACAGAAGAACGCUGUCUCACCUGGCUACAAUUUCAGAUUUGCAAAGUAUUUUAAGAUGGAAAAUGGGACUGACUACCGCACUCUGGUCAAAGCCACUGCUAUCAGGUUUGAUGUCUUGGUCAAUGGAAAUGCAGGAAAGUUCAACAUGAUCCCUACACUCAUUAACAUGGUUGCAGCCUUUACAUCAGUGGGAGUGGGCACAGUGCUGUGUGACAUCAUACUGCUCAACUUCCUGAAAGGUGCGGAGCAAUACAAGGCCAAGAAAUUUGAAGAGGUGUCCGACAACCCAUCCGAAGGCAAUGGACUGUAUCGUUCCCAACUGUCCCUCAGACAAACCAUGACAAAGUCCAAUGACUCAGGGGCAUUUUCUAUUGAACCUUACAGCUAAAUGGACAGCAUACGUGUUUAAUUCAUGUUUUAUUAUCCAGCAGUACCAAGUGAAACCAUGUGUUUAUGUUGUUAGAGAUAAUACGUAGAAUGCUGCAUUAUUGCUGCUUUGCACUGAUUCAAGUUGGAUACAAACAAGGACAAAGACAUAAAUGAAAA